Messenger RNA from Nicotiana attenuata, 1682 nucleotides. RefSeq lists its product as uncharacterized. The transcript has 5 exons. The annotation marks the transcript as partial. Gene Ontology annotation, molecular function: nucleic acid binding; zinc ion binding. Lineage: Eukaryota; Viridiplantae; Streptophyta; Magnoliopsida; Solanales; Solanaceae. The record is from RefSeq and is a predicted model, not a curated record.
AUGAGGGUGGACCUAGAGGAUCAAUUCAAUCUGAAUGUUAGCUAUUCAAAGAUGAAGAGGGUAAAGAGGCUUGUGCUAGAGAAAUUGGAGGGUAGCUUCAUUGAUGAUUACAAUAGGUUAGAGGUAUAUGCUCAAGAGUUGAGGGAUAGUAACCCUGGUUCUGAUGUGGUGAUAAACAUAUCUAAAGAUGCUUUGGCAGAAGGAAAAAGAAGGUUCCUUAGAAUGUAUAUUUGCUUCCAAGCUUUGAAAACAGGCUGGAAAGCAGGUUUGAGACCUCUUAUAGGCCUAGAUGGCACAUUUCUAAAAGGGAAGUGUAAGGGAAUUCUACUGGUGGCCAUGGCACAAGAUUCAGUGAAAUAUUUUUAUCCUUCUCUUGCAUGGGCAGUAGUUGAUAAAGAAACUGGUAGAACCUGGAAGUGGUUUAUGGAGUUACUGAGAAAUUCCUUGGAGCUUGAAGAUGGUGAAGGAGUGACAUUUAUGUCAGAUUUGCAAAAGGGGCUUUUGGAGGCUGUUUCUAAUGUCCUUCCAAAAGCAAAUCACAGAUGGUGUGCUAGGAACAUUGAAGCUAAUUGGAGCAAAAAUUGGAGGGGUAUAGAGAUGAAAAAGUUAAUGUGGUGGUGUGCUUGGAGUACCUAUGAAGAAGAGUUCAAGGAUCAACUGAAGGCUCUGGGUGAUGUUCAUGAAGAUACUGCUAGGGAACUAAUACACUACCCUCCUCAAUAUUGGUGUAGGGCUUAUUUUGAUACUAAAUGCAAGAAUCAUAUGGUUGAUAAUAACUUUACGGAAUCAUUCAAUAAAUGGAUUCUUGAAGCUAGAAAUAAACCUAUAAUUAAGAUGUUGGAAGACAUUAAAUUAAAGGUAAUGAAUUUGUUGAAGAACCGUGAGGAGGAAUGUAGGAAUUGGAAGGAAGAAAUUAGCACAUAUGCCAUAGAGCUUUACAAUGAUUACAGAGUGAUUGCAAUAGAGUGCAAAGUUGUCUUUAAUGGAGAUUACGGAUAUGAAGUGGUUGAGGGUAAAGAUAAGCAUACAGUUAACCUUGAAUUAAAGAAGUGUACUUGCAGGGCCUGGAAUUUGACAGGAAUACCAUGUCCUCAUGCCAUCAAAGCUUUAAUGCACGACAAACAAGAUCCAUUAAGCGAGGUGUAUUGGUGGUAUUCAAAGGAAGCUUAUAUGUUGGCAUACAUGCACAAGUUACAACCUGUGAGAGGUGAGAAAUUUUGGAAAAUUGAGCCAGAACAUGCAAUGGAGCCACCAGAAGUACAUAAAAUGGUGGGUAGACCAAAGGUAAAGAGAAAAAGAGAAAAAGAUGAGGCCGGGAAGAGGGAGGGGGUCUGGUCAGCUUCAAGAAAGGGACUUAUAAUGACAUGUGGGUUCUGUGGUACAACAGGUCACAACAGAAGAAAAUGCCCUUUGGCUAAUGGUGAAGGAACUUCCCAAACAGUACAAGAUGUGCCCUUGACGGCACCCCAAGACAGUCAAAAUUCAGAAUUUGCCUUCAUGCCUACUCCGGGUGUGAGAAUGACCUCUCCUGAACAUUCCAGUCAAUUUGCUGAACUUCAAAACACACUUCAACAAUCUGUUGCACCUUCAAUAUAUAGUUAUUUGUUAUUACCCAAGGCUCUUGCCAGAAUGCUAAUGGGAAAAUCUGACUUCCCAUAUGCUAAUGGCAAUACAUUGUACAG